GUCUAUAAAAACCCCGGGAGCACAGACCUUUACAUGGGCUGCCUCUGUGUGUGCUGGGAGGCUGGCCUGGCGUCCCCCAGCCUCCCCUGUCAGACAACACUCCCUCCCUCCUCACUCUGGCUCCUACACCCUCCUGAAGCCUUGACCUUGGCCAGCCUGGACGAUGCCUCCCAACCUCACCGGCUACUACCGCUUUGUCUCACAGAAGAACCUGGAGGACUACCUGCAAGCCCUGAACAGGGGCGUUGCUUGGAGGGAGUAAAUGCACAGCCCCAGACCCAGCUGAGGGGCCGCUCCCAGCCCCAGGCUGCUGCCGUGGGUUGGGGGGCACCCCUGGCCGGCUGGCCAAGAGGACCCUUGCUAAGAGACAGCCCCCACAGACAUCAACUUGGCUCUGCGCAAGAUCGCGCUGCUGCUCAAGCCGGACAAGGAGAUCGACCAUCGGGGCAACCACAUGACCGUGAAGACCCUGAGCACCUUCCGAAACUACGUGCUGGAAUUCGAGGUGGGGGUGGAGUUUGAGGAGGACCUAGGCAUCGUGGAUGGACGAAAGUGCCAGACCAUAGUCACCUGGGAAGAGGAGCAGCUGGUGUGUGUGCAGAAAGGGGAGGUCCCCAACCGGGGCUGGAGACACUGGCUGGAGGGAGAGACGUUGUAUCUGGAAAUGACUGCAAGGGAUGCCGUGUGCGAGCAGGUCUUCAGGAAGGUCAAAUAGCCGGGGCAGAGCUGAGGGCCCUCCCAGCCACGCCAGUCCCCAGACUCCUCCUGCUCGUGUCCCCUUCAAACCCAGAUGGUCCCAGGUCAGCAGUCCCCUUCCCAAGCCGCUUACCCUCCCUCUGCAUCCCCCACCCAUGUUAAUCUAUAACUUGCAGCCCCCAAGCCAAAGUCCUUUCUCACACUCCACUGCCCAACAGUGACCUCAUACCCAGUUCAAAGUCUGGUCUCCUGGAUGAGAACAUCGGGCAAAGGGGAAAAGGCCUUUGAGAAUUAUGGAUUCCACCUCUUUUAAUUCAUUUGGCCUCUUAUUUUCCAUCUAAGAAAGAACUACACUUGACCGUUUGAGCAGGUCUCUAGCCUUUCAGAAGACCCUUUGGAAAAGUGUGAUUGGACUCCAGAAUUUAGACAGGAGCUCCUGGAGAGCCUUUAUGUCCA
This is a messenger RNA of Sus scrofa (pig), 1152 nucleotides long. RefSeq names its product retinol binding protein 5 (gene RBP5). The record is from RefSeq and is a predicted model, not a curated record. Lineage: Eukaryota; Metazoa; Chordata; Mammalia; Artiodactyla; Suidae. Gene Ontology annotation, molecular function: lipid binding.